Molecule: messenger RNA, 2937 nt
Organism: Dunckerocampus dactyliophorus (ringed pipefish)
Lineage: Eukaryota; Metazoa; Chordata; Actinopteri; Syngnathiformes; Syngnathidae
Product: zinc finger protein OZF-like
Exons: 2
Coding region: 356-1678 (440 amino acids)
Biological process (GO): regulation of transcription by RNA polymerase II
Cellular component (GO): nucleus
Molecular function (GO): DNA-binding transcription activator activity, RNA polymerase II-specific; RNA polymerase II cis-regulatory region sequence-specific DNA binding
Source: RefSeq, a predicted model, not a curated record
GUUCAGGAUCAUUUCGUCUCUGGCUAGGUCAGUAUGCUAGCUGCUAACAAAAAUGGGCAUUACUGCGCAUGCGUCCAUCGCCAUUUUGUACUACUGUUGUAAAAGAAGAUUGCAACGAAAUGAUUGAAAAAAGUUAUCGAGACGAUGAGAUUCUUGCCGCCUGUGUUUUCUUGUCGCUACAUAUUUUCCGUGAGGAUUGUUAGUUACUGUUACGACAGGUCCGUCUCAGUGAACCUUGAAGCUUCUCGGGCUAGCUUAGCUUGCUAGCUAGCUGCUAACAAAGAGACGCAGAAGUGAUCAACACGUCGCUAAGCAGAGAUCAAGUGUGAUUGUAAAGUGUUGUGAUUGUGUGAAAAUGUGUAAAGUCCAAAUGCUGAGAGCGUUGGUGAAAGAGCGAUUAAAUGCGGCUGUUGAGGAAAUAUUUGUAGUGUUGGAAAGAACGAUAGCAGAGUACGAGGAGGAACUUUCUCGAACAAAAGAGGACAACGAGCGACAACGUCAACUACUGGAUGCUGUUUUCAAGAAGCAUCAAGUUGUGUCACACAGAGCAGACCUCAGUGAAGCACAUCUUCCACCUAAGCAGCAGGAUUGGAGCUCCAGAGUGGAGCAGGAGGAGCAGCCGCAGCCCCACCACAUUAAAAAGGAAGAGAAAGAGCUACAGCCGUUCCGCAUUAAAGAGGAACAGGAGGACCACAGCAUCAGUCACAAGGGAGAGCAUCUUGAAGGGCUGGAGGACUUCCCAGUGAUUCGUGUCAUUGUGAAGAGUGAAGAUGAUGACGUCAAAGGUGAAAGUAAGGAGAAGAGAGAGGUGGAGCCUCCAAGCAGCAGCUCAACUCAACACAUGACAACAGAAGCUGAUGGAGACCACUCUGGAGGAUCACAAGCAGACAACCUCUUAGCUCCACUAUCAGAUAGUGAUGACAUGACGUCACACUCUCCUGACACUGAUGAUGAAGACUCUAAAGCUGAUAUAACAUGUCACACUGACAACAAACGCUUUAAAUGCUCUCAGUGUGACAAAACUUUUAAUUAUCGCAGUAAUAUGAAAAUACACAUGAGAACGCACACAGGAGAGAAACCAUACAUGUGCUCAGUUUGUGGUAAAACAUUCGCUCACAAGGGAAAUUUGACAACGCACACAAGAAUGCAUACUGGGGAAAAACCAUUUGUGUGCUCAGUUUGUGGUAAAAGAUUCUUUCAGCAGUCAAAUUUGAUAUCACACACAAGAAAACACAGAGAGAGAGAGAAAGCUUUCACCUGUUCAGUGUGUGGUGCAGGUUUUGUCCGUAAAGUUCACUUGAAAAUACACACAAGAAUACACACUGGAGAGAAACCUUUUACUUGUUCAGUGUGUGGUACAGGUUUUGUACGAAAAGUUGACUUGAAAAUACACACAACAGUACACACCGGAGAGAAACCUUUUACCUGUUCAGUGUGUGGUAUAGGUUUUGUACGAAAUCAGCAUUUAAAAAUACACAUGAGAACUCACACUGGGGAAAAACCGUAUGCCUGUUCAAUCUGCAACAAAAGCUUUUGUCAACGAGCACAUCUUGUAACGCACAUGAGAACACACACUGGUGAGAAAGUGUUGAGUUGCACUGUGUGUGGUGAAAGAUUCUCUUAUAAGUACCAGCUUAACAAUCACAAGUGUGCUGGUGAAAACAGCAGCAAUAAAUGAGGCUGCAGGACUUGAAAUAAACUGCCAAGACUUUGCUAACCUUGACUUUCUCACAAUAUCACUUAAAACGUGUGACAUUGUUGUGUGUAUAACUCCUUCAUAUGCUUGGACCGCUUAAACCAGGGGUGUCCAAUGGGCACUUCAAUAUUUUGUAAAGCAACACGUGUAAAUUUGCGCAGAAGUUACAUAUCUUUCAAGAAAAAACUGCAUCUCACAUUUGUCAUAUAAGUGAAAAAAACCUAUUAUUAAUAUAAACUUCAGUCUGGUCUUUUUUUUAAUUUUCCAAAUAUUUAAACUUUCUUCUAAAAUAAUCUUCAUAAUGUGCAUUUGGUAAUAUUAUGAUUUAAUUCCCAUGAUAUUUUGAUUUUAUUAUAUAUAAUUAAAUUUAAGUAUAAUUUUUUCCACAACCUAAUUUUCUAUUUUUUUGUUUCUCAUUAUGUUACACUUUUUUUUAAAUAACAUAUUUGCUCUAAUAGUUCAACUCUAUGCGACUAAAAAAUGAUUUUUGUAACAACUUUUCCCAUACCUAAUUUUUCUAAACUUACAACUAUAUUUGCUGUUUUGCUUGUUUCUCAUAACAUUACAACUUGAAAAAAUAUUCAUUUCUAUUUCAACCAUAUGCUACUAAAAUGACAUUUUUCCUCAUAUUACGAGUUUAUUCCCGUAAAAUUGCAAGUUUUUGUCAGUCUGACUUUUUUUCUCUUAAUACUUUGACUAUAUUCUCGUAAAAUUACAGCUGUUUUUCUUCCCCAUUUCAGCUCUCUUGUUUUUAAAUUUGCAACUAUUAAAAAUAUUUUCUUGUAAAUUUUCUUUUCGCAAUAUUAUGACUUUAUUCCUGUAAUAUUUUGACUUUAUUCUCAUAACAACUUUUUACGCAACUUCAUUAAAAAAAAAAAAAAAUUAUGACUUUUAAAUUACAACUUUAUUCAUUGUUUUGUUUGUUUUUCAUAAUAUUACAACUUUUAAAGAACGUCUUUUUUUCAUAUUUCAACUUCAUGCUACAAAAAUGACAUUUUCUCAUAAUACAAUCUUAUGACGUUAUUGUAAAAUUGUUUUUUUUCUUGUUAGAUGACAACUGUUCUCUCUUAAUAUUUUGACUUUAUUUUUGUAUUCUUGUACUUUAUUCAUUUUUGCUGUUUUUUUUACUUGUUAAAUUAUAUUUUUAGAAUGUGCCAUGGGCCGAUAAAAAAAACAACAACCAUGGGCCGCAAAUGGCACCACCACUGAACCAGUGUAGUUGCCGUAGCAUGUCCAUUGCA